UAUCCGCCAUCUCCCGCCGCAACGAUGAAAGCAGCAGUUCCUCUCAUGGCAUCUGCAACGGACUACGAAGUCGCUGCCUCGCAGCAACAGAGUGACAUAUUUCUCAUCCUUUCUCUCAUCAUCGUCGUCUCUUCUGCCGUCUUCUUAUUGAGAUGGACGAGGAGACAAGGCAGGCCACCCCUGCCUCCGGGACCCGUCGGCCUGCCGCUCCUCGGCAGCCUUCUCUCCCUCGAACCCGACCUGCAUCGCUACUUCGCCCGCCUCGCCCGCGCCUACGGCCCCGACUUCAGCCUCCGUCUCGGGACCAGGCUCUACGUCGUCCUCUCCUCUCCGGCUGCCGUCCGGGAGGUGCUCAAGGACCACGAUGUCAUCUUCGCCAACCGUGAUCCCGCGGCCACCGCCACCGCCGUCCCGGGAACACAGCAUGGUUUGCUCUGGAGCCCCCAUGGCACUCUCUGGAGCACGCUCCGCAAGGUGACCGUGCGGGAGUUCAUCGGCGGCGGCGGUUGCAACGAGGCGGUCCGCUCGCUGCUGCGGCGCGAGGUGCGGCGUGCCAUCGCUCGCCUUCGUGCCCGCGAGGGGGAGCCGGUGGAGGUGUGGGAGCUGGUCUUCUCGACGGCACUCAACGUGUUGACGAGCAUGCUGUGGGGGGGGCUGUCGGAAGACGGCGAUGUGUCAAUGAAGUUCCGGGCGGUGGUGGAGGGAGUCGUCGAGUUGCUGGGGGCACCCAAUGUGUCGGACUUGUUUCCGGUGCUGGCGGCGCUGGAUUUGCAGGGGAUGGGGAGACGGAUGAAGCGGUUGUGGGAUCGUUACGAUGUGCUCUGGAAAAAGUUUGUGGAGGACAGUGGGAGAAGGGGUGAAGAGGAUGAGGGAAAGGGUGGUAAGGCCUUCUUGCAGGUGAUGGUGGAGGUUUUAGAGAGAAGAGAUCAGAAGGACCCACUCACCAUGGAUCAUGUCAAGGCACUGUUUAUGGAACUCAUACUUGGUGGGACGGACACCACUUCGACUACGAUAGAGUGGGCGAUGGCGGAACUGAUGCGCAACCCUGACAUCAUGAGGAAGAUCCAAGACGAGCUCGACGCAGUGGUGGGGAAGGAAAGAGCAGUGGAAGAGUCGGACGUGCCCAAGCUGGAGUACCUUCGUGCAGUCACGAAAGAGACACUCCGGUUACACCCAGUGGCUCCGCUCCUCGUUCCUCGCUCGCCGAGCUCACCUUGCACCGUGGGCGGAUACACCAUUCCCAAGGGCUCCAAGGUCUUCGUAAACGUUUGGAUGAUUCAAAGAGACGCCGCCAUUUGGGGGGAGGAUGCCGUGGAGUUCAGGCCGGAGAGGUUUCUGACAGCUGCAGAUGACAAGUACGGGUUCCGUGGCACUAACUUCGCUUAUCUGCCAUUUGGAUCAGGGAGGAGGAUGUGUGCUGGGAUCUCUCUAGCAGAAAAGAUGGUGACGCACAUGUUGGCUUCCUUCCUGCAUUCCUUUCGCUGGCAACUUCCAGAGGGGGAGAAGCUUGAGCUCGGUGAGAGGUUUGGAAUUGCGUUGACGAAGGCUGAACCACUUGUUCUUGUUCCAACCGCGAGAUUUGAUGAUCCAGAUCUCUAUAGUUAACUCAAAGGGAGAAAUAUUCCAUGUCACGUAAAAUGUUGUAUCUCAAGACUCAUUGUAAUAUUUUGGCUGUUGGCAUCUGAUUCCAUGCAAUCUGCUCAAUUAUCUAUGGUCAGUGUAAUUUUCUCUGUGAAAGUAAACUAUUUAUGAGGUCAUGCAA
Molecule: messenger RNA, 1762 nt
Organism: Musa acuminata subsp. malaccensis (wild Malaysian banana)
Lineage: Eukaryota; Viridiplantae; Streptophyta; Magnoliopsida; Zingiberales; Musaceae
Product: geraniol 8-hydroxylase
Molecular function (GO): oxidoreductase activity, acting on paired donors, with incorporation or reduction of molecular oxygen; heme binding; iron ion binding
Source: RefSeq, a predicted model, not a curated record